AACACGAGGUGAAUUUUGUAGGUUAGAGCUAUCUCUGUAGCCCAGCUGUUUGGGAGUUGACUCUGAUUUUAAAUCCUCAAAACCCCCCUCGCGUCCGAUGGUAGGUUGUCUGCUGGAUCUGACCACAGCGUUGUGUCACUGGGAUGUGUGUGACUCUGAGAGAGAGAGAGGGUCUGACAGACUGAGUUUGACAUCUGAAAGAGAACUCAACACGGCAAGUUAUCAAAGGCAAGUCUACGGAAGGACAAUUUGUUUGAAAGAUCUGGUGGCUAAGAGCAGACCCCAAACCAAUUCAAACCAUGGAAGAAAAGCCCAUGUCAGUUGCUGCAAUAGCUUCAAAAUUCAGUCUCAAAACCAGUGACACUGUGGAAAAAGACAAGAAAUGCCCUAGAGGACCAACCCGUAAGAAGCCUCCUUGCUCGCUUCCUUUGUUUGGUAAUAAUAAUGUGAAAACUGAGAGUGAUCACAAUGGAAAUGAGAAGCAACCAGUUAAUGAAGCCUGUCAGCAUCCAAAGUUGAAAGUGAAAAAUUCCUCUCCUCGCAUCGAAAAGCUCCAGGCUACCUUACAUCUCUCCCCGGCUGCUCUCAUGCCUGGAGGUGGUCCAAAGAGCCCUUUAAAACCUUCCGCCUCGCCUUUUGCUAGUCCUGUUUCUACUCCUGAAAGCCCUGGAACACGCUCAGUAUCCAGUGAAUCAGAUGGAACUCCAGCUACAGCUGACCAACCCAGAGAGGCAGAAACUUUGCAGAGUUUGCACAAGAAUCGAGCUCGUCUAUCGAUAAAGCGCCGCCCGCCCAGCAGGCGAUUCAGAAGGUCCGUCACUGAUGACGUGGGGAACUCCGGCUCUUCGGAAACUGAGCAGUUGGACAACUCAGCCAGGCAAGAGGAGCCCAAACAAAGUGGAGCAUCAGAGGAAGGGAAUGAUGAGGUUUUUAUUGAUAAAGUUCAAAAUGGAAAUGCCCACUCCUCAGCAGAGGGAGAGGCUCAUACCUCACCUCACCUCUCAGCUGACCAUUCAUCUGAAGAACCAGAACACGAGAUGCCCAGUGACCCCUUGACUUCUCAAAGCCAGGAGUCUGAAAUAUGUACUGCUAAACAAGAUGAGAAUGUCAAAGACAAUGAUAUUGAUUCAAAGAUUACUCUGGAAUCUGCAGAUAAAGAUAAUGAGACCUCUGAUACUAUUGUUCAUAACCCAGAAGAAAGUGAACCUGUUGUUUCUGAGAUGUCUAAUGAAGAACUGAAAACUGAAGAAGUAAAUGCAACAGACAUUGAGCAACAGGUUGCCAAUGCUGAGGAUGUAUCUUCCGGAGCAAUUGAAUAGUGAGGAUGUGAUUCCAACCAAGUAAGCGUUUAUUGGAGACCUCUCGGCUUUGAAGCAAGUUGAUUUCUCUUUCCCCUUUCUCAUUACAAGUGGAAGGAAACAGAUCACUCUUAAAGAACUUAAACAUGUGUUUAUCUGCUUGGAUUUGUGUGCAUUCCUGUAUCACUUUACUGUACAUCCACGCCUAUUCUUAUGGUCAAGGGUCACACUUGUUCACCUGCCAUCAGUUCUCCAUAUUGCCUCAACAAAGUAAGGUUCCAAUAUUUAAUUCACCGUGGGGUGUCAUCCAACAAGAUUUGAAUUUCCAUUUUCAGAAAAGUUUGUGUCUUAAAAAUGAGUGUUGGAAAUGUACACAUGCUAGGUACAACUAGCUCUUAACUACAUAUGUAUAAUAAAGAUGACUUGAUAAAAGCAAAACCUGUUUACAUGACAGUUCUAUCAAUAUUGACAACUCCUUUGACUUGAGAUUGAAAGAUAAGGACGGGACAAAAGUCAAUCAUUUCCUGAGAACUGAUGAGGUUUUUAGAUCCUGGGAUUUGUUUUCCCCACUUGUUAAAGGCUCCCACUGAAACACGACGGCAACCACUGCCUGACUAGAGUUCCGUAGUGAUCUCAGCAUUCAGACCCAGCAGGGAGACUGUCAGUGUGCCACAACUUGUAUUUCUGGCAAAAGUUUUCUGGAUCAUGUCUGUUUGUCAUAUUAGCACUGGGAAUGAAUGGGCAAUCAUUUUGAUUUGGGCAAUCAUUUUGAUGUUUAAUUAGUCAGGUUGUGAGAGGUGAAGGCGACGAUUCAGUUACUAAAUGUUUUGUUAACAAGAUGUCUUUAAAUGCCUCACUAUUGAAACCAAAGCUUCCUAAAUCUACCUAGAGAUCAGUUCCAAACCUACCUCUUCUAUUAUUCUGUCUUGGGAAAAGAAAUUUUUCUAAGAUCAGCAUUUACUGAGCUAGCACUCAAAUUAGUUUAAUAAAUGAGUAAUUUCACAUGUUCCCAGAGGUACAUUCCCCUUCAGUGUUUUCAUUUCAAGAGGAUGGGCAGACUUCUGUGUGAAUGUGACAUUAAUGUUGCUCCAAUCUCAGGAAACAUUUCCCGUUCUCCUGAAAGAUUCAUUUCCCCUCUGUGCUCACCACUAACACAGAAGUGCUUGUGCAUCUUUAACCAGGGUAAUGUGAUGAAGUUUCCACUUGUAUCAAGGACCAGAAAGAAGGCACUCAAAGUUAGUCACUUCAUCGAAUGAAGGCUUAAUUAUUCGACAAUUGUAAUUAAUAUUGUGGGAUCUUACUGGCAACCUAAUAUCAGAAGGCAGAAUUUAAUCUACUUGCAAUGAAAAGGGGCCAUUCAACAGUUCAUUAAGCUCUCAUGGAGCAUAUCAGCAGGUGACUGAAAUGAUGUUUGCGUAAUUCUUAAUUGCUGAGUUAGUUCUUUUGUUUGUGUUUUUAAGAAGCAAGGUACAUUACUUGCAGCCUAAUUUAAAUAUGGGAAUGAUCUUUCUGGCAAGAUAUUUUCUACAACUUGUUGAAAUUCUGCAACUAGUAAAGGAGUUUGAGAGCAUUCCAUCCAAAUUCUGCCUCUCACAAGCAUUUUAUGAUAUAGUUGAUUUUAUAAAUAGAAUAAAAAUCACAGACUUUACCCCGUUGCUGACGUAUCUUUUAUCCCACAGCAUCUGCUGCUUUCCACGGCACUUGGGAGUUUAACCCCUGACUCAGAUCUGUAUGUUAACUCCCUGGUGCUGCAUUUUAUUUUAUCACUGAUGUGAACCAGCUGAUGCUGAUUUGUCUCCUUGGCAUGUGGCUACUGCUUAUAUUGUGUACUCUUUUGUAGUUCUCUUAGCUCACCAUCUUUCUUUACAGUGUUUAUAUCAGGGCUUGUUCUAUUGAUAAGAAAUGUUGCCUACACAAAACCAAAACCUGGAUGUAAUGAACAUGUUAGAAAUUCACAUUUGCUGCUUUUUCCACUAAGUAGUGACUACCUUGAACUUGUACCCAUACACUUCAAUUGUAGUUGUGCACUGUUCAUCAUCCUGAGUUCUAUCACAAAGACCAAGUAUACAAGGUUUUUGUUAUCAUUUCAGUAUUACAGAUCUGUUCUGGUUCCCAUAAACACAUGGAGUGUGAUGGAGCUCCAGUCCUGUCAAUAGUUGUUUUUAAAUCUUAAGUGGAGGGAUAAGAUAAUUAUGUAGCAAGUAAAAUAAACUAGCAAAUAUAUAUGGCAGUUGCAGGCUACUAGCAAUAGCUUCAUUCUGACCUUCUGUUUAAGAGGUCAAAUAACAUAGAGCACCCAAUCCCGUGAAUGUGACUUGAGAAAUGUGCUGUAGAAAGGAUAAACUGUGUAAUAGUCUAUUAAUUGUGCUAAAAUGAUGGCAAAAGACUGCCUGGAUUGCAACAUCAUGCCAAAAUCUAAAACUUGAACUUAUGCUAGUUCUUCAUUUGAACAUUCAUUGGGGAUAAAACAAUCCUUUAAAUUUUCCGCUGUAAAGUCUAAUCACAUCGCAAGAUAUUAUUCCUAUUUGGAAGACUUUUUUCCAUUGGUGUCUACAAGUAAUCUACUGUAUUUUUGUGAGUUAUCAUAACUUACAACUAAUUAACCAGUCCUUCGCUAAAUAAUCUCCUCUACAUCACUGUUGCAAAUUGAUGGUUUUAAUUUAUUGUGGCAAGAUAUUUUGGACGGUGUCUCACAUGCUGGUUUAAAUAAAGAACAUCUAUCUUCCCAAGUAGAAUCUCAACUUUUAAAUCAAGAAGAGUAAGUUUGAGAAAGAGAAUUAGAAACCAUCAGCAGGAAAGACUGGUUUUAUUGAGACAACUGGGUAACUGCUUAUGCAGCAGAAAAUGAGCUAUUCUAAAUGUAUCAUUGGGUGUGGAUACUGAUUUAAUAGGAAUUUUGUUUUAUAAUUUUGUCACAAGCUAGAAUUGAAAACCUGCAUUUUAUGUGAUUGGUUAACAUGAACUAUUUGCUUAUAUCCUAUGAAACUCUUAAUAGUUUGUAUAUUUUCAAAGCAGAUUAUUGAAAAAUCUGAAAAAAAAUCUUGUGUAUCAUGCACAGCUACUUAAGGCAUUUUUUUUCCACUGUCACUGAAAUUGGAUGUUGAUAAUUAGAUAUUCCUUGUAAAGGGCAUAUCAUUUGGCUCCAGUGGGAUAGUGGUGUUAUUGGAUUACUGCAUUGGUGGCCAGACUAAUGGAAGGAAUCAGAAAUGGAUGACUACUACCAACAAUGUGUUCUUGUACCAUGGUACUAAGAAAGUAUGUCCCUUGAUCAUGCCAGAUAAUGUGCUUUUAUUCGAAUAAUAGUGCUUUUAGUGAGAUGGUGACUCACAAUGAGAACAUUAGAUUUACUACUGCACCAAUUAAUGCAAUAUUUUGCAAUUAAUACUGUAUUAUAUAAGAGUUUCAAGCAAUAAAUUUAUGAAGUGUUUAUAUACUGCAGUAUAUUGAACUUGGAGUAAAGAGUGUGCUUUCUACUAUUUUGAUAAGAUUUAUGACAA
Molecule: messenger RNA, 4795 nt
Organism: Mobula hypostoma (lesser devil ray)
Lineage: Eukaryota; Metazoa; Chordata; Chondrichthyes; Myliobatiformes; Myliobatidae
Product: capZ-interacting protein-like
Exons: 7
Coding region: 300-1319 (339 amino acids)
Source: RefSeq, a predicted model, not a curated record